This is a messenger RNA of Aspergillus udagawae, 4050 nucleotides long. RefSeq names its product putative Insecticidal toxin complex protein TccB2. The record is from RefSeq and is a predicted model, not a curated record. NCBI's taxonomy places the organism in Eukaryota, Fungi, Ascomycota, Eurotiomycetes, Eurotiales, Aspergillaceae. The transcript has 7 exons. Bases 1 to 4050 code for a protein of 1349 amino acids.
AUGCCGCACGGCCCGCGCCGGCUUAGGCUAGCCGCAAAUUGCAUAGUUACGGUGGACUAUAGCUACGAUGUGGACUUCUGCAAAUCUCCGCCGUCAAAUGGGACUUCAGGCUCUGGGAAUAGCACAAAUCCCAGUCAGAAACGGCAGAAAGCAGCAGAUGUCACUCCUUUCCUACUUGACCAGCUCUCAGCCAUUGUCAGGGUUCUCCCUCUAGUGUCGAUCUCGCUCGAGCAGCUCCUCUGCCUGUGGACGGAUAUUCCUACAGUGGCCAUGGCAUCCACUACAUCUACCACGGGCACCAAGUCGCUGUAUGAGAGGUUGUUCUUCACGGGAAACCUAAAGAGGAAUGAUCCAGUGUUCGGUCCUAAUGCCAAUAGGGAUUACUUCACAGGUUCUCCACAAAAGCUGUCAGACAACCUGCCUGUGGUGAUGGCAGCCUUCAAGGUGAAGGCAGACGAUAUCCGGUAUCUAUUAGGCCUGGUGCCAGAUGCGUUUGGCACACCAAAUCCCAGCCCGUUGCAGGAUGUCCUCAGCAUCCCUGUUCUCUCACAGAUCUACCGGGCAGCACUGUUGUCCCAGGUCCUGGGCAUCAAGCUCUACGACAUCAGCCGGGCGAUCCAGGGCUUUGGACCUGCCUUCAAGUCUACUAUUACACUUUAUGACUUCAUCCACUACACUCCAGACAAUCCACUCAAACAUACUGCCAUGUCGCUCCUGGGCACAGCGAAGACCAUCAACGACAGUAUCAACACGAUCAAAGCUCAGUACAUGGAGGUCACUGACCCGUCACAUGCAAACAUGCAGUGUACCAACAACAUCAUUAAAGCAAGACUGGCCCUGGUCUGCAACGAUGAUACAGCCGCAAAGAUCCUGGACUUGCUCAAUGGCACCAACACCUUCAGCACAACCAAGGCGCCUAUCGUGCCGGAAACAGUAGCCGCUGCCUUCACGAAGAGUGUCACCAAGGCAGUAGUGAGUGGGAAGUUGACCUACAUCCCAUCAAUGAAAGGGGGCAAGGCCCAGGUGCUUUGCAAGGGCAUUAUGACAGCCAACAAGAUGGAGGCCGCCCACGAGGUAAUAUACUUGUUCAAUAAGGCAAUGGCAGUAACAGUGCUGGCUACAAGGGGAACCCCGGCGUCCAAAAUACUAGUCUCAGCUAAAGAACAGGUCGUACGGGAGAUGAAGACAGCAUGCAUAUUCAACACGGCGACAGUUGAUCUUCAGAGCAAUCCCUCAACGACGACAAUCCUAGCUGGUGAUGUGGACAAAAACACAACAGACCCACCUGUUGAUGCGAAGAGACCAUCUGAAAAGCAGUUCUUCUUUAUGCAGCACUUUAUCCCCUAUCUCCAACAGACCCUGGCCCAGAACUUCAUCCGCGACACUAUCAUCUCAGAUGUUGGCUCCCAAGACAGGACUCUAGCACAGACAAUUCUCGAAAACGUCACAAUCCAUGGAAAAGUCAAAUUAGAUUACCUACUGGAGCUGCUGGAUCCCUUUAGACAGGACCGGAACAACUUCCAGGGCUAUCUCAUCGUGCCAUGCAGCGACAGCUACGCCUUCAUUUACCCAGACAACUCGGAUACAGGGCCACCGCCCAUCACACUCAACUACAAGGUCUUGACCUGGACCAUCUACAAGGAUGACACAGCACAGCAAUACUGGGCUACGGACGCCAGUCAAGCUGUUCUUAAAGCUGGUACUCCGUACACGGCCUCAUUCGUGAACCUCAACCCAUCGUUACUGGAGUGGAAGCCGUCCUCAAAUUUCCGCGCUGCUGUGCCCGGGUCAGCUUUGGAGGUCUACAACCGCCUGAAGAUGACAGCCAUCUUGGUGAACCACUUCCCGCUGACGGCUGACAAGGUGAUCUAUAUCAUCAAGCACAAAGGAGACUUCGGCAGCAUGGACUUUAGCUCCCUGUCAAUAGCACAGUGGAAACGGAUCCAGGCUUUCAUGGCAUUCCAACAGUCACUGCCCUUAAGCGCAUGUCUCCAGCUCAUCAACCUCUUCAAAUGGUGCACGCAAAAUCCAACGGCAGUGGGGAGCGCGCUAGCGAGCCAGAUCUCACUUGCGACGACCUGGUUGGCCGGCGAUAUCAAGGCCAUGCUGGCGCGUGUCAACUUCUCCAUUGGCACGGGCAAUGACUUUCGCAACGAGAUUAUUCUCGUCCGGCUCAGCAAGCUGAUCGUCCUGAGUGGUACGCUGGGCAUUGAUAUUCCCAGGCUCUUCCACUGGUCCCUGCCACUGGGGACGGCCGCAAAGGACUAUUUUAGGCUUGUCAGCAUCAGCGCAGAUAUCGUGAAGGUCAUCCGCUCCAAGCUCGACGCGAUGAGUUGGAAUGAUGCCAUCCAGCCGCUCAACUACGUGCUCCAUGGGCAGCAACAAGAUGCCCUGAUUGCGUACUUGCUGGUGCAGGACGAGGUCCGCAAGCAGGGCAUCAUCAAUGCAGACAGUCUGUUUGAGUUCUUUCUCAUUGACAUCCAGAUGACGCCGCUGGUUGAGACAUCGCGGAUCAAGCAGGCCAUCGCCAGUGUGCAGGUCUUCAUCCAGCGGUGCUUCCUCGGCUUGGAGAAAGACAUCAACCCAACAUUGCGCAACGAUCGUUCGCCGUUCUUCGUCACCUUCCAGGCGGCGCUGAUGCAGAAGGAUCUCACGCCGGAUAUCAUCUCAUCAGCGGUGCGCAGCUAUCUGUACAGCGUCAAUGAAGUCUCCAACCUAGAGAUGACGGGGCUGUAUAUCAAAACGCUUGAGUCUCACAUCUUAGUUCGGACUGAGACCACUGUCACCACGGCCAUGACGACGACAACGCUCACAACGAUGGAUCCAGACACCUCAACGACCUCGACGACGGCUCCGGUGACAAAUAGGGCCAGCUUGGAGCAAACAAUCACAACAGCGAAGACGCAGAUCUACCUGUUUGCGCGGACGACAACCUCACCUUACAGCUACUACUACACCAGCUACAGCAACGGUUGCUGGACUGCGUGGUUGAAGAUAGACAUCGAGAUCCCCUUCUACACAGUGCAGAACGAGCAGGGCCAGGACGUCGCUGUGGGAGCCUAUAUAACUCCUAUCAUCAUUGGUGGACGCCUGCUUGUCUUCAUCCCUCAGCUCACCAAGAAGACUAGCGCGAAUCCCAUGCAAAGCAGCCAGUCCACACAGACACUGGGCAACUUGACCCAGGACCAGCUCAAGCCCGUCAAGCAGUGGGAGAUCAAUAUGAGCUGCACGGAGCUUCUCAACAGUAAUUGGACGCAGCGUCAGGUCUGUUCCGAGGGUACCAUGGUGUUAAAUAGGCUUGGCUUUGCCAAGAACCCAGACAGCACACUCCAGUACCCCCAGGUGCCAGAUCCUCUGUGUCCCAUCAACAGCUUCUCCUUCAUUGCCUCUGAGGUCCUGGCCCCGGAUGCGACUAAUCCCUUGAACAGGGUGCCCGUGGGCCUCGGAGAGGCCAGCAAUUUGGCCAUCCUACACCCCUUCACUGCAAUAGAUGACCUGGCCAGCGGGGCUGGGCCCCGGCUAGACGCCUUUUUCAAUGCACCGAUGGUGGCCAAGGGUAAAGUGCACUCCCCCUUCACGCCCAAGGUGGCUGCCCAGGGUCGUGGGAUUCUCAUCACCAAGACGGUCGAUCCGGUCUCUGGAAACACAGUACAGAGCAUGCAGCUGCUGUAUCACAAGCUCAUCCACCAGAUAAUGUCGGCUGCGAAAACACUGGGCCCAGUCACAUCGGCCCUGUUGCCGCUGUAUUCCUAUCUCGGUGGCUUGCAGGGCCUGGCUCCGGGACAUCGGGGGUCUAACCUGGCCGCGUUGGAGCCAUUCCCAGGUAUCAAUACAACGACCGGACAGCUGAACAACGCUGGAGGGUCCGUCGCUGGCCUGAUGCCGGCAAUGAGUGACCUGGACGAGGUGUUUGGCGGACUUGUCACCUCGGAAGACCAGUCGACAACAGGUUGGUUUAAUGAGCUGUCCACGCCCUUCUCGCUGUACAACUGGGAGAUCGGGCUACAUGCGCCGAUGCUGCUGGUGGACUGGCUGCUACAGAUGCAGUAG